CACCGGACAGGUAGCAUGUGAUGUGAGUUUUUGUGUAGGAGUGAAAAAUGGCAUUUAAUAUUACAGAACAAUUCAUACCAAACCUUGACCAUCCAGCAGCUCACCGUCAAGCAAGAUUUGGUUACAUUCCCCUGUUUGGACUAUUACUUGCAAAUGUACUUUCCAAUAACGUGUUAGCUAAGUACGCGCCUCUUGGAGCUCUACGUCUUAGCUACGAUCCAGUACCAUGGAUUCAAAAACAGCCUCUCCAAAUACAUGACAGCAAUAACUACUGGAAUUCGGUGAGCAAUCCUUACGGGCCUCCUGCUCCUGUUAGUUCCUCUGAAACAACCGAUGGUACCAUUCAGCACGUUCACCACCAUCACCACCUACCGACAGCAAAUCAACAACAAAUUGUGAAUAUCAAUGAGAGACCGACAGAAAUAAUUAUAGGGGAGGGUGACGAGGUCGAAGGUACUGAACAGACUGAAAAUCCCUCCUCCCCUGUUAUAUUAACAGAUGAAAUUGCUCCUUUACCGAUAUUACGCAAUAGUUUAGAGAAACCUCACCACGAUGAACCUGUAGUUGCUGAAUCGAAAACAUUACCGGUAGGAUUAUUAGCUUUUUUGGCAAACUCUACGACACCAGUAUCAAGAAAAGUAAAACGUGGUACAAGUAGGUAUUCGAAACCUCGAAAAAAUAACAAAUAUACUUCCCAGAAAAGGCGAAAAUCAACAACUACAACUCCAGAUUACUACUAUGACAGCUACGAAGAAGAAGAAGAAGAACCCACUACAACAACAACUAGAAGAUACCAGUCAAGACGAAAAAUACCUCAACAGAAGAGGCCAAUAGUUGACUCUUACGAAGAAAGCGAAAGUAGCAUCAGUAAUAGCUACAGUGAUUUAAGUAGAGAAAGUCAAGAUUACGACUAUGAAUCAUAUGAGUAUACAACUAGACCACCUUAUAAAAAGAAAAGACGUACCACCACCACACUCAAAACAACCACUAAUAGACCAAAACGGUACCGAAACAAGUAUAAGCCACGAAAACCACAAAAGGUUAUUUAUCAUGAUGAAUAUGAUGAGGUUGAGUAUGACAUUGAUAGAACAGAACCUUCCACGUCAAGUACGACUGACUCUUUAAAAGUUAGGCAUCAGGAACUACUCUUAAGGCAGCAGGAAUCUUUACAAAGACAGCAACAGCAACUGCAGAGGCAGCAAGAGUUACUACAAAGACAACAGCAACAAAACGACGAAACAACAACUACCAAUCCAGCUCAAACUACUACUACAGCAACUACUACAGCGGCGACUACAACAGCAUCUAGUACAACUCCUAGCACAACAACUAUUAUCACUAUGCUAAUUGAAGGGAAUACUACAGGAACGGGGAAUAAUACUAAAAAUAAUACUGGAUAUGGUUAUGGCCCAUCCAACGGUUACGAGAGCAUCAGCAUAACUUACAGCCCCUCAGGAGUCGGUGCUGGACCAAGCUCAGUGGGAUCAUCGGUAUAUUCACCUCCCUCUCCAAUAUAUUCUAAUCCAAGUCAAACCUACGGUGCUCCAAGUCCUUCGUAUGGACCGCCUCAGCCGACUUACGCUCCACCUAAACCUUCGUAUGGUCCUCCGAGCAACACAUAUGGAGCUCCAAGUACUGGUUCAGGGUUCAGUCCAUCGGUCAGUGGGUACUAUCAAGUACCAUUCGGAGAUUGGUAUAGUAAUGAAGUUGGCAGGAAUUCUAUCGUUAAAAAAGUUCAUGAUAUCGUUGGUUUUGACAAUGUUUUUAAAAAAUAGGUUUAGAUUUAACGUGUACUCGAAACUACUUUAACACAAUAUUGAUUACUGUUAUUUAUAAAAAAAUAUUUUCUAGAUAGAUACUGUAUGAAAAGUAUUUUUAGUAAAAUUUUUUUAGGUGUUGGAGUUAUUCUCAUAAUUUUGCUGAUUAUUAAUAUUUAUUGUAUCACCUCGAAUCGUAUUUUAGCUACCUAUGGCUUAUUUAUUUAUUUUCUUAUUCCAUUAUUAGUAAAGAAAAAGAUCAUCAACAGCUUGCAACAAGUCUGACUUUUACCUUUGUUUCUCCUAAUCUAUAUAACCUUUAUCGUCUUGUUAAAUACUCGUUUUAUCUAUCGCUAUGUUGUAUUAUACAGUAGGCCGGGCCGAAAAAUUGUUUUUCUACUUUUUCUAUACGGCUAGUUGCCAAAAGUUGUGACUAGUAUUUAUAUAAUCCUAUACCAAAUUUGGGCCGGCUUAAACAAUAAUUAACCGGGCCCCCUGGCCCUUAAAAUUUUUUUUGGGUCAAAAUUUUUUUUUCAAAUUCUUGUACAAGGCUAGUGGCUAAAAGUUGAAUCUACUAUUUAUAUAAUUCUAUAUCAAAUUUGGUCCGGUUUAAAAAGUAAUUAACCCGGCCCCCCGGCCCUUAAAGAAUUUUUAUUUUGUAAAAAAAAUGCUAGGGGCUUUUAAAAAAGCUUCUGUUGUCAUAUUAUAUUGUUAAGCGAAAGAAAGAUAAUACAGUCGACAGGAAUAAAUAAUUAAGCUUUUAAAUGCCGUUUUAGAAGUUCUAAACUAAAUUUUCAAAGAUAAUACAACGCUGGUCAUCGACAAAAAUAAAAUUUGUAGAGGAGUUAAGGAAAACAGAGGGCAACUCCAGCGCGAGAAUAAAAAUUUAAACAAGUCAAUUAAAGGGCUAUACUGUGAUGAAAGAAAAUAUCAAACCACGGAAACGCGAGGCGAAUAAUUAUGAAAACUGAAGACCAUAUAGCUUUAAUCGAAGGACCCGGUAAUUUAUAUUUUGGGUACUUAGCUCUUAGCCAUUCUCGUGUCAUAGAUAUUGUCGAAGGAAUAUCUAUUAUUAUUUACAAAGCCAUAAUAUAAAUCUAAGCAGUUUAAGUGUUAUGGGAUGUGAUGGUACAAAUGUCAAUACGGCUGGAAGGUGGAAUUAUAGAAAGGCGAGUGCAUAAACCAUUACAGCGGAAUGUAUGCCCGUUGCACGCUACUGAACUUGCCUUGCGAUAUUUUCUGCGAAAACUAGAUGCGCACACAAAAGGUCCCUAUUCAUAUUCUGAGCUGAUUGGAUCCCCUCUUCCCAAUUGCGAAAAAAUGCGAAUAAAAUUAUUAAAUUUAAACCCAUAGAAGCUAUCCUGCCUCUUGUAAACGAAAAUGAUCUAAGUCCAGAUCAACAAUAUUUAUUCAAACUAUAUAAUUAUAUAGUUUUCUCCAACUAUUAUAAUAAUAAUAAUUUGAGAUGGAAUAUGUUCUCAAAGUUUGGCAGAGAGAAGUCCAGAGAAGAUGACACAAACACGUUGGUUCAUGACAGCGAACCGCAUUAGAGUUUAUGUAGCUACAACUAAUCCUUUGUGAAAGCUUAACGAUUUUAGCUGAGUUUGUAUUACAAGACAAGUAUAUUCUCGUAUGAGGUUUGAGAUAAAAACUUAGCCAAGAUUAAAAUAUGGUGCCAGGCAUCUAUGGAAAUUAAUACAGGCCUCGAGAGAUUUUCCGAAUAAUGUCUCAUCAAUUAUCAAUAAAGUUAUUCAAGACAAUGCUUAAUUUGCACCCCCGGAAGUCAUUCAAAUUUGUAUGUUAACAGAUUCACGUUAACGUAUUAGAGGGGUUGCUGUCACAAAAAUUUUAAAAUAUAGGAAGGCUGGUAUAAAAAUUGCGUUUUCAUAGUAUCCCAAAUCCCUAAAUAAAUUUCGAUGCAGAAGAUUACAUACAUCUCAUAGUGGGCGGGUGGAACUCGCCAUGCAGCUACCUCAUUGUGAUGAGUUCUGGAUUAAAUAAAUAAUAAUAUACAAAAUAACGUUAAAUACGUCCAUAAUAGUUCCAUGUAACAACCUUUCGUGCCGAAUAUUGAUUCAAGCAAAGAGCAGCACAGUUGUUCACAGCGCAAAAAUAGUAAAUAAAUAUGAAUUAUUUACCUCUCUUUUAUAUUUUUAAUCCUGGGGGCUGGCUAAAUUUUUUUAAAUCAUGAUGAAAAUUUCUUAAUGAGAUAGUAGCAUCGAUAUUAAUAUUUUGGACACUAGCCCGCCCCAAAAAUAAAGCAAAAAAAAUAAUUUUUUUAGGACCCCGGGGGCCCGGUCAAAAAGGUUUUAAUUCGGCCUAUGUUUGGUACGCAGUAUUAGGACUACCAUACACAACUUUUUUUUACUAGCCCGUUUAAAAUUUCCCAAAAAAAUUUUUUUGCCCUUUUUCGGCCCGGCCUAUUAUACAGGGUGAGGCAGAUAAAAGUCCUAUUAGAAAUAUCUCGAGAACUAAAGGCAACAGGAUUAUGAAAAUCGGAAUAAAAGGGUUUUGAAGAGUGAUCUAUUCAAUGAAAAUAUUUUCAUCUAUUUGCUACUUCCGGUUAUACUGGAAGUUGCUUAUAACUUCGUUUUUUUUAAAGGGGACACCCUGUAUGUUUUUACAUUUUUGGAUUCUCCUCGAUGUCUUCUUUCUUAAAAUAUUAGGUUUUGUAAUAUUAUACAGGGUAGUUUAAAAGAUAAUUACGUUUUUUUUUCUUAAUUAUGUAGCAAAAUUCACACCCUGUAGAAUUGUAUUAGUUUGACAUCGAAAACUCUAUUUAUGUUCAAAUGAUUUUUAAUAUAUUCUAUUAAUGUUAUUAAUUGUUAGUAUAGCUAAUUUUUUAAUUGUAGUAUACAGCGUUGGUCGAAACUCGAAAUGAGUAUUUUCUGAGUUUUCUUAAAUGGAACACCCUGCAUUUUAGUAUUGUAAGGGAAUGAUAUUUUAUGGUACUUUUUUAUUUCUUAAGCAUUCCCUAUACCUAACUGCUUUAAAUUCUGAGUUAUGGGUGAUUCAAGCCAAAUAUUAAUUGUAACAAAAAAUACGUGAAUAUUGGGUUGGCCGUGAAAAUAUUCAAUCACAAAUAAUUUUUCGGAAAUGAAUACAUAUUAAUCUAGACUGAUCCUUAAAAUUAGCAAUAAUGGUUGAGCUAUCAAAAUAACUACGUUAUUAAGAUUGUUGGUAAAAUUAACAAUUAAGCACAAAUAAAAGAAGUUAGGUAUAGGGAAUGCUUAAGAAAUAAAAAAGUAUCAUAAAAUAUCAU
Messenger RNA from Diabrotica virgifera virgifera (western corn rootworm), 5019 nucleotides. Its product is annotated as DNA-directed RNA polymerase II subunit RPB1-like. The transcript has 3 exons. The record is from RefSeq and is a predicted model, not a curated record. Lineage: Eukaryota; Metazoa; Arthropoda; Insecta; Coleoptera; Chrysomelidae. The coding region runs from base 48 to 1775 and encodes 575 amino acids.